GAGGGGCCGGGCUCCGCGUGGGCUGUUCGGGCAGUUUCCCCCCACCACACACACACACACACGCGCGCGCGCGCGGAGGGGCCGGGUCGUGGGAGGCUGGCUGCCGGUUACUGCAGCCUCUUCGCCUGGCCUUCUUGGAAAUCCCGGGGCCUCUCCGCCCCCAGCCCGGUGCUGCUGCAGCAUGGCCGCCUCCGAAGCUCCCUGCUACUUGGGAUGGGACUUCAGCACCCAGCAGCUUAAAGUUAUUGCCAUUGAUGAGCAGCUGAGAGUCAUCUAUGAGGAUAACAUUCAUUUCGACAAAGACCUUCCGGAAUUUGGGACUCAUUGCGGUGUCCAUGUCCACAGUGAUAAGCUGACAGUGACUUCUCCUGUGUUAAUGUGGGUCAAGGCUCUGGAUAUGAUCUUGGAAAAGAUGAAGUCUUCUGGCUUUAAGUUCUCUCAUGUGAGAGCUUUUUCUGGGGCUGGACAGCAACAUGGGAGCGUGUAUUGGAAAGAAGGAGCCAGCCAAAUUUUAAAGAAUUUAUCACCUGAUCUUCCUUUACAUCAGCUACUAAAGGCUUGUUUUUCUGUCAGUGACAGCCCUGUUUGGAUGGAUUCCAGUACUACUACCCAGUGCUUAUCGCUUGAGAAAGCUGUUGGAGGGGCACAAAACCUAGCUAAUAUAACCGGUUCACGAGCAUGCGAGCGUUUUACAGGAAACCAGAUCGCAAAGAUUUACAGCCAGAAUCCUGAGGUCUACGUACAAACUGAGAGAAUCUCUCUGGUUAGUAGCUUUGCAGCAUCUCUUUUUCUAAGUGCUUAUGCACCCAUCGAUUAUUGUGAUGGUUCUGGAAUGAAUUUACUGCAGAUUCAUGAUAAAAUAUGGUCCACCGCCUGCCUCAAUGCUUGUGCGCCUGGAUUAGAAGAAAAGCUGGGACCUGUUGUGCCAUCCAGUUCAGUAUUGGGCUCUGUUUCUCCAUAUUAUAUUCAGCGCUAUGGGUUUAGUCCAGACUGUAAAGUAGUGACAUUUACCGGGGACAAUCCAGCUUCGCUUGCAGGAAUGAAACUUGAAGAAGGGGACAUUGCGAUUAGCCUUGGCACAAGCGACACAUUGUUUCUUUGGAUUAAAGAACCAGCGCCUGCAUUAGAAGGUCAUAUUUUCUGCAAUCCUGUUGACUCUCGAGCCUAUAUGGCACUUUUAUGUUUUAAGAAUGGCUCUCUAAUAAGAGAGAGGAUCAGAGAUGACUGUGCUUCAGGCUCCUGGGACGAAUUCUCCAAAGCCCUAAAAUAUACUGUUGUUGGAAACAAUGGAAACCUAGGUUUCUAUUUUGAUGUGAUAGAGAUUACUCCUGAAGCUGUUGGGAUUCACAGAUUCAACGGAGACAACAACAAGGUUCCAGACUUUCCAAAGGAGGUGGAGAUACGAGCACUGAUCGAAGGACAGUUCAUGGCCAAGAGGAUUCAUGCUGAAAAGCUGGGAUAUAAAAUCAUGCCAAGAACAAGGAUUUUGGCCACUGGUGGAGCAUCAUAUAAUAAAGAGAUCUUACAGGUCCUGUCUGAUGUGUUUAGCGCACCAGUGUAUACUAUUGACACCGCCAACUCUGCUUGUUUAGGAUGUGCUUACAGAGCAAUUCAUGGGCUUGUGGCAGAAACAAGUGUGUCCUUGGUAGAUGUAGUGAAAUUAGCACCAGAACCUAGAUUAGUUGUUACACCAACCACUGGGGCAGACCAGCUCUACCAGCCCCUUCUGAAAAGAUAUGCAGAGCUUGAACAAAAGGUUCUCUACAGUCCAGUCUCCUCUCAUCUGGCUAAAUAGCAAGAAAAAGAAAAAUCUAACACUAGCCCAAGGAAUUGACUGCCAGGGUGAAGAUCAGAAGAAAGUUGACAGAAUUUACUGCAGUUGUUUAAGGCAUUCUUCGUAUUUUGUGGCCAAAACAAGGUCUAAUACAUAUUAAAAUGUUUUUUUAAAAAGGUGUUUCUGGAAAAGUUGCUGAAAGAUUGAAAUCUUACUUAAACCAUUCAAGUGUUUUUUUGUGUCCACAGCAUCAUUUUUUUUUCUCAGAUCCUUUUCAGCAUUGUAAUUGGUAUUUUGUAAUAGCUGGGUAACAAUAGUCAGGUUAAUUCUAUCUAUCCAUUUACCCAUGUCUUUCUCUGUCUACAUGUCUGUCUCUAGCUAUAUGUCUACCAUAUCUGUCUGUCUGUAUCGUAUCUAUUUUAUCUGUCUGUUAUAUCCAUUUAUCUGUCAUAACUAUCUUUCUAUAAGUCUCUAAUCUGUUUUUUUAUACCAUGUUAUACCAUGUUUAUUAUGGUGCUGCCUUACAGAAAUUACGUAAAGUCCACAAAAAUCUAAGCACCAUUGAUUUUGGAUUCUCUUUCCUUAACAUAUAGGUAUUUUAUGAAGCUGCUAGAUUAUUCUAAAACAGAAGGUGGUGUAUGAAUAUCCAGGGAAUUAUGUUCCUCUGAAAGCAGUUAUUAAUAUUAAAGACAGUACUUUUUAAUUUUCCCUUCUUCAGUCCCGGUGAUGUUCUGUUUCCAUUUGUGGAAAUGCCUUAGUGAGUAUUAUCUGCUAUUACAAAGUACUGUGUUGGCUGCAUUGGAUCAAAUCCCGCCAUAACUUAUGCCUGUGCAAGCACACUGAAGGGUUGCCUGGGUAUGACUAAGAGGGCAGUUUGGCCCAGUGUCUGAAAUGUGAACUCAGUGCUUUUGCAAUUUAUCUGUAAGUAAUGGCUGUGGCCUCUGGCUAAAUGUGCUACAGACAAUAAAGAGUGUUAAAACAAA
Messenger RNA from Chelonia mydas (Green sea turtle), 2757 nucleotides. It is a transcript of the gene XYLB, whose product is annotated as xylulokinase. Gene Ontology annotation, biological process: xylulose metabolic process; D-xylose metabolic process. Gene Ontology annotation, cellular component: cytosol. Bases 182 to 1795 code for a protein of 537 amino acids. The transcript has 20 exons. NCBI's taxonomy places the organism in Eukaryota, Metazoa, Chordata, Testudines, Cheloniidae. The record is from RefSeq and is a predicted model, not a curated record. Gene Ontology annotation, molecular function: D-xylulokinase activity.